AUGUCAUCAUUACCAGCCUCAGAUGGCUAUAACCAUCUAGCGCAUCCUUCAGGACAGAGUCCGGAGAUUGGUAAUCCUACGAGUUUUGCUCGCUCUGCCUCUGCUUCAGUCUGCCCUGUAAAGCCCAGUGACCCAGAUAGCCUUGAACCUAAAGCUGUCAAGGCUUUGAAGGCUUCAGCUGAGUUCCAGAUAACCUCUGACACGAGAGCGCAUCUUCUUCCUCUACAGGAUCUUUCUGAUUAUGCUUCUUCAACAGACAGUGCUCCAGCAGGCCAGAGUCCAGAUAGGCCUUUGCAGAGUUCAUCAGAAGAAGCGGAUGUUGCAGAUACUCUAAAGAAAUCUCCUGCUGAAAAAAGCACCCAGGGCCUCAAAUUUCAUCUCUAUACAAGACAGGAAACUAAUUUAUCUGUCACAACUACUAGGAUGCGUGAAUCACAAAUGCUUCUCAGUGAAAAGGGUUGGCAUCUAGAAUAUCAGAAUCUGAGUCCAGUCAACGGCCUUCAGCAGCAUGAAGAAGAACAUGAACAGCAUGAGGUUCUACAGCAGAAUUCUCCACGUGACCAAGAACAUGUUAGUAACACAGGGGACCUUGAACUUCCUGGAGAAAGGCAAAAGAAUCAACAAAAAUGUGUUGGUUUAGAAGCUGAGAUGAAAGGGGACAGGCUACAGCAGAAUGUAGACCUUCUAGAUACAGAGAGAAAUAUUCUCCCUUCAGGAUGCUUUGGUUGCUCAAAUUCAGAAACUCUUAUGGAAAUAGACAUCGUUGAACAGUCUCUGGUUGCUGUGUUUAAUUCCGAAGGUGGUCAGAAUACCAGUGUCAAGAACACUGGUGCAUCUGAUCUCACCCUAGAUAAUCCUUUAAUGGAAGUAGAGACAUCAAAAUGUAACCUUUCAAAUGAAAUUUUAAUUAAUUCCAUUUCCACUGAGGAUAUACAGCUCCCAGGAAGUGAUGUCAAAAUGUCUGGAACAAAUAAAGAAUAUGGCGAUUGCUCCUCCUCUUUAAGCGUUUGCGGCAGUUGUCAGUCCUCUGUGGAGUCAACAGAGGAGUCAUAUUCAUCUGUAACAACAGCUUUGCAGGAACUUCAUGAACUUUUGGUCAGUAGUAGUAACACAGCUUCAGAAAGUGUAUCUGAAGAAGUUUCCUGUCAAUCAGAAACACGAGUUGAAGGUCAAAUGAGUACUAAAGACUUUUCUGAAAGAUGGUCCCAAACUGAGCCUCUUCCAGCUAUUCAGGAUGCACAGGCUCCACAGGUCUCCUCUCCUCAGGCUGUCCCUGUGCCAGUGAAGGCAGAGCAGUGCACAGGCUCGUCACCUGGAGCUGGAAGAGAGGAGCUAGAAACUACUGACUUCAGGGGAACAAGUGAUGGCACGCCAACUCAUACAGAAGACGUUCCUCAGUCUAGGGAAUCCUUCAAAGAGAGCCAUUCUAUCCCCCUAGCCUCAGCUAAUCAGUCUAAUCAACCGUACAGCACCCUAGGUGCAGCAAUGUCAUCCAGACUUUUAGGUGAGGAGGAUGCACUCAAUCAGACUUCUGAGCAAACCAAGUCCUUGCCAUCCAGUUUCAUAUUGGUUAAAGACUUGGGUCAGGGCAUACGGGAUCCAAUGACAGACAGCCCUGAAACACGAGAAAAUGUCUGUCCUGAAGCUGCCAGCCUCUUCCUUGAGUUUGACCCACCCUACAGCUAUCCUUCAAGUCCCUCUGUUCUCCCACCAUUGAUUUUUCCUGCUGCAGACAUUGACCGGAUCCUCCGUGCUGGCUUUACUUUGCAGGAAGCUCUUGGGGCUUUGCAUCGAGUUGGUGGAAAUGCAGACCUCGCUCUUCUUGUUUUGCUAGCAAAGAACAUUGUAGUUCCUACAUAA
Chrysochloris asiatica (Cape golden mole) is the source of this 1860-nucleotide messenger RNA. It is a transcript of the gene RSC1A1, whose product is annotated as regulatory solute carrier protein, family 1, member 1. Lineage: Eukaryota; Metazoa; Chordata; Mammalia; Afrosoricida; Chrysochloridae. The record is from RefSeq and is a predicted model, not a curated record. The transcript has a single exon. The coding region runs from base 1 to 1860 and encodes 619 amino acids.